AUAAGAAAGGAACUAACGCUAACUUCGGUUCCGUACUUGUUAAUUUGCUUUGUUGAUCACAAUCACAAUACUGUUUUGAUUCUUCACGUUUGCUUUUGUACGUGCAGUGUACUUACUUAAUUAUGGUCGAAAACGAAACUCCCCAACUGACAGCAGGAGAGGCUGAACUCUACGAUCGGCAAAUUAGGUUAUGGGGCUUAGAAUCUCAAAAACGGCUGAGGGCCGCCCGCAUUUUGCUAGUAGGUUUAAAUGGCUUAGGAGCAGAAGUAGCAAAAAAUAUUAUCUUGGCUGGCAUCAAAUCUAUUACCCUUAUGGACGAUAAAAACGUAUCCUUGGAAGAUUCAGCUUCUCAGUUUCUGUGUCCAACAGAGGAUAUAGGUCGAAAUAGGGCUGAAACUAGUUUGCACCGUGCUCAAGCUCUCAAUCCUAUGGUAGAAAUUAAUGUGGAUACAUCAAAGAUUGGAGAGAAACCUGAAGAAUUUUUUGAAUGCUUCGAUGUAGUUUGUGUUGUUGAACAGCCUCUUGACGUUUUAAUCAAAGUUAAUAAUAUAUGUAGAAAAUAUGAUAUAAAAUUUCUAUGUGGUGAUGUAUGGGGUAUGUUUGGAUAUACAUUCGGGGAUUUAAAGAAUCAUGAAUAUGCUGAAGACCUUAUAACUUACAAAACCGAAACAAGUGCUGUUGGUAAACCUAAGAAUAUUACUGUUACUACUACGAAAAAAGGUUAUUUGGCUUUUGUGCCCUUGAAAAGUGUUUUGACUAGAGAUUACAAGUCAGCAAGCUUUUUAAAGACGAUAAAACGGAAUGGCCCAUGCUAUUUGGCUAUGCAAGUCCUUCAUAAUUUUAGAUCUCAAUAUCAUAGGGAUCCAUCGCCAUCAAAUAAAGAAGAAGAUUUAAAAAAUCUGAAUACUUUGAGAAAGGAAUUAUUGUCAGAAACUGGAGUUGAUGAAAGUUUAUUCGGAGAAGAUUUUUUCAACCAUGUGAUAUCAUUAAUCAGUCCUGCAUGUGCAAUUAUAGGAGGUAUCUUGGGUCAUGAAAUUAUUAAGGCUGUAUCUCAGCGAGAGAAGCCACAUGACAAUUUAUUUUUCUUCAAUCCUCUAAAUUGUGCAGGAUAUGUCGAUUGUGUACGUUAAAAUAAUACAAUGUAAUAAUAAUAACAUCAAUAAUAAUUAUAAUAUUGAUUUGUACUAAUUCGUACACAUUUUAAUUUUUAUUUUUAUUCAGUUACUAAAUUGUUUUUUCUUCAACUCAACAAACAUAAUUACUUAAUUUUUGUUCUUAACAUUAAAUGAGGCUUUAGUGUAACAUUUGUACUCUUAUAUGCACUAAUAAAUAU
This is a messenger RNA of Ctenocephalides felis (cat flea), 1333 nucleotides long. RefSeq names its product SUMO-activating enzyme subunit 1-like. The coding region runs from base 123 to 1130 and encodes 335 amino acids. Gene Ontology annotation, biological process: protein sumoylation. NCBI's taxonomy places the organism in Eukaryota, Metazoa, Arthropoda, Insecta, Siphonaptera, Pulicidae. The transcript is spliced from 3 exons. Gene Ontology annotation, molecular function: SUMO activating enzyme activity. Gene Ontology annotation, cellular component: cytoplasm; SUMO activating enzyme complex. The record is from RefSeq and is a predicted model, not a curated record.